CCAUACCAAAGUUACCGAUGUACUCAUUCGUUUUCUGGAUUCCUUGAUAGUCCUACACACUGGAGUGAAUUCGUGUCGACUGCCCAGAGUCCACGAAUUCAGAUCCGUCCCAAAAACACAAAAGGCAUCCAAAAUCUACAACAUAAAGGACACAGUAAUACAAGGGAAAGUUUCACCCGAGGAAACCCUGUGAACACAAUGUCUCUGCACCAGUUUCUCUUGGAGCCUAUCACUUGUCACGCUUGGAAUCGGGACAGAACUCAAAUUGCCAUCAGCCCAAACAAUCACGAAGUCCAUAUUUAUAAGAAGAGUGGGAACCAGUGGAUGAAAACUCAUGAAUUGAAAGAGCACAAUGGACACAUUACAGGCAUUGACUGGGCCCCUAAGAGCGACCGCAUUGUGACCUGUGGUGCUGACCGCAAUGCCUACGUGUGGAGCCAGAAGGAUGGUGUCUGGAAACCCACCUUGGUGAUUCUGAGGAUCAAUCGUGCUGCAACCUUUGUAAAGUGGUCGCCUCUGGAGAACAAGUUUGCAGUGGGCAGUGGGGCUCGCCUCAUAUCUGUGUGUUAUUUUGAGUCUGAAAAUGAUUGGUGGGUUAGCAAACAUAUCAAGAAACCAAUUCGUUCUACAGUCCUUAGUUUAGACUGGCAUCCGAACAAUGUCCUCCUGGCGGCAGGGUCAUGUGAUUUCAAAUGCAGGGUGUUCUCUGCAUACAUCAAGGAAGUGGAUGAGAAGCCUGCUGCAACUCCAUGGGGUUCCAAGAUGCCAUUUGGGCAGGUGAUGGCAGAGUUUGGUGGUGCAGGCAGCGGUGGAUGGGUGCACAGCGUCAGCUUCUCUGCCAGUGGGAACCGCCUGGCCUGGGUCAGCCAUGACAGCACGGUGACGGUGGUGGACUCCACCAAAGGCUCUGCGCUAUCCCAGCUAAAGACGGAAUUCCUUCCUCUUCUUAGUGUGAUGUUUGUCUCAGAAAACAAUUUUGUGGCAGCGGGCCACGACUGCUGCCCAAUGCUGUUCAGUUGUGAUGACCACGGGACACUGACCUUCAUCUCAAAGUUAGAUAUUCCAAAGCAGAGUAUCCAGCGCAACAUUUCUGCCAUGGAGCGCUUCCGAAACAUGGACAAGAGGGCCACCACCGAGGACCGCAACACUGCCCUGGAGACACUGCACCAGAACAGCAUCACCCAAGUGUCUAUAUAUGAAGGAGACAAAAGAGAUUGUCGUAAAUUCUGCACUACAGGAAUUGAUGGAGCAAUGACCAUCUGGGAUUUCAAGGCAUUAGAGUCUUCUCUCCAAGGCCUGCGGAUAAUGUGAGGAUAUGGCGGUGAACGAGCCUGACGGCUCAGAAGCAGCUCCAGGACCAUCAAGACCGUUUCCCACAUCACCUUGGGAUGUGUCCACUAAAAUGAAAAUGAAAAAAAAUGCGCACUGAGAUGGAAAACUGACAUGUGGCAUCACUGUAUAUUUAAAAAAAGCUAGAAGGAGAGAAGAGGCAGACGAAACAAUGUGUGGAAUGUUUAUGUUCUGGGGGGUUUUUUUUGUUUGUUUUGUUUUGGGUUUGGUUUGUUUUUUACUUCAGCUGUGAUUUUUUAAAACUCUAUACCAAAGCUGGUACUCCAGUGGUGUGGUAGCAGGUGUGGCUGCUGGGUUCCUCUGGACACAGGAGAUCAGUAAAUUAAAUGGGAGAUUUUAUGUAAAUGGUCUCAGAGAAAUAAAUGAAGUAUGUGUACACUACAA
This is a messenger RNA of Anguilla anguilla (European eel), 1734 nucleotides long. Its product is annotated as actin-related protein 2/3 complex subunit 1A. Bases 199 to 1311 code for a protein of 370 amino acids. Gene Ontology annotation, cellular component: actin cytoskeleton; Arp2/3 protein complex. The record is from RefSeq and is a predicted model, not a curated record. Lineage: Eukaryota; Metazoa; Chordata; Actinopteri; Anguilliformes; Anguillidae. Gene Ontology annotation, biological process: Arp2/3 complex-mediated actin nucleation. The transcript is spliced from 10 exons. Gene Ontology annotation, molecular function: actin filament binding.